ACAGAUUCAGAAGCCCUCUUUCAGACUUCACUCCAGUCUGAGCAGUUUGCUUCUCAAUAGCCUAACAGUAUUUCAUAGUACUGAAGUUUACAGUUUAAAAGAGCCAGGGAUGAUUCUUCUUACUGUGCUUUUCCCUUGUAUCAUUUCAACCUACUCAGCAUCUGUGAAGGGCCACAAUACUGGUCCACGGAUAAACAAUGACAAGUUAUACAAAUUUGCUUACUCUACGGAAGUACUUAUUGACAGGGUGAAAGGUGCACCACAGGAGAGUGCAGGCUACCAAAUUUCAUCUGAAGUGGAUGUCAACUUAGUAUGGAGGAACCCCAAUAAUGAUGAUGACCAGCUGAUCAAAAUUGCGAUUCAAAAUGUAGCUGUUGAAAAUGUGAAUGAGCGCCCACCUGGGAAAAAUGUUUUUAAGGGCAAAAAAACAGAUGUAGUAAUUGAAAAAGAACAGCUGAUUGCUUUAAAAAGGCCUGUGGUUCUGCACUGGAUUCGUGGAAAGAUUAAAACCUUCUACUCCUAUGAAAAGGAACCUGCAGUUAUUCAGAAUCUCAAGAGAGGGUUGGCGAGCUUGUUUCAGAUACAGUUGCACUCUGGGACUACAAGUGAGGUGGAUAUCUGUGGGAAAUGCAAUGUUACUUACCAGGCUCGAGAAAACCAACUCACUAAAAUAAAAGCUUGUAAGUUAGAACGGAUGGGUUUUACCAGUCAAAAUCAGAUCUUUGACAUCAGCAAAAAAUCCUCUUCGGCUACAAUAUAUGUGCUGGAGGACACCUUCAUUAAAUCUGUGCGAGCAGAGGAAAAUCACAUUUUAAAAGCAAACAUUCAUCGAACAAGUGAUGCAAAAAUAGUUUCAAAGCAAAAAAUGGAACUGAAAUCAACAGAAGGUGGGCCAAGAAUGAUGGCUGGGAAACAAGUUGCCAGCAUUGUCAAGGCUCUGGAUUCAAAUUAUGUUGCGGUUUCACUAAUGGCAGAGCCUGCCUCAGAUGAAUGCAGAAAUUGUCCCUCGCUUUCUCAACAAUGGGAGAACAUCCGAAAACAGUUGGAACCAGAAAACCUUUCAAAAGCUGAUGCUGUAAGAGGAUUUUUAUACUUUAUUCAGAAUUUAAGAAAAGCUACGAAAGAGGAAAUCCUCCAGAUACUCAGAAGUGAAAGAAACAUUGGAAUACUUCCUCAGUUAGUUGAUGCCGUAGCCUCUGCACAGACCUCGGCGUCUCUAGGAGCCAUGCUGGAUUUUCUGGAUUUCAAGAACAAGAAUGGAUCUGUCCUUCAAGAGCGGUUCCUUUAUGCCUCUGGGUUUGCUUCUCAUCCUAAUGAGUUCCUACUCAAAUCUUUAAUUAAUACUUAUAACAGUCAAAUCGGCAGCACUGAAAUCCGAGAAAUGGUUGUUAUAAUUACUGGAGCACUCAUCAGGAAGUUGUGUGACAGAGGAGGCUGCAAACUACCUGCUGUUGUGGAGGCCAAGAAACUGAUCUUCGGGGGCUUGAACAGGGCAGAAAAAGCUGAUGAUGUGAAGGUUUACCUUCUGGCACUGAAGAAUGCUCUUUUGCCUGAAGCUAUUCCCGUGCUUCUGAAAUAUGCGGAGUCAGGCGAGGGACCCAUCAGCACUGUUGCUGUGACUGCCUUGCAAAGAUAUGACUAUUCCUUCAUUAACAGUGAGGUGAAGAAAACAAUGAACAGGAUUUAUCACCAGAACCGCAAAGUCCAUGAGAAAACUGUACGUGUCACUGCAGCUGCUAUUAUUUUCAGCAACAAUCCUUCCUUUAUGGAAGUAAAAAACCUCCUGCUCUCAAUUGGAGAGCUGCCACUGGAAAUGAAUAAGUACAUGCUUUCCCUAGUCCAGGACAUUCUGCGUUUUGAAAUGCCUGCCAGCAAAAUGAUUCGCAGCGUUCUGAAGGACAUGUUGAUUCACAACUAUGACCGAUUCUCAAAGUUGGGUUCUUCUUCAGCCUUUUCUGGACACCUAAAACGUGGCCCAGAUGUCUCAUCUACGUAUAGCCUUGACAUCCUCUAUUCUGGCUCUGGCAUCUUUAGAAGAAGUAACAUGAAUAUCUUACUUUUCAAUAACUUUGCUCGGCUGCUAGCCACCAAGGUGGUCCUUGAGGCCCAGGGUCUGGAAUCCUUAAUAGCUGCAAAUGCAGAUGAAGGUGAAGAAAAUCUGGAGUCCUUUGCUGGUGUGUCAGCAAUUGUAUGUGAUGUUCAGCUUAGGCCAGUCACCUUUUUCCAAGGGUAUGGUGAUUUAAUGUCUAAAAUGUUCUCAGCCACUGGAGACCCCGUAAAUGUUUUAAAAGGACUCAUCCUCCUGAUGGAUUACUCCCAGGUAAUUCAGCUACAAUCUGGUCUGACUUGCAGCACUGAAUUCCAGGGAGGCAUUGCCAUUGAUGUCUCAGGUGGGAUAGAAUUCAGCCUUUGGUACCGGGAAUCCAAAACUUAUGUUAAAACCCGGGGAGCUGUGGCGAUCGUUGGCAACAUUGUUGUGGACGCCUCCUUUGUGAAGGCCGGCAUGGAAACCAGUUCUGAAGUUGAAGCAACGCUGGAUGUACGCACCACUGUACAGUUUUCACAGUAUCCCUUUUUAGUCUGCAUACGGAUGGACAGAACUGAUACCCCAUUCAGGCAAUUUGUUACUAAAUACGAAGGCCUAACACCUGGAAAACCCUAUGUCACUCGAAAAGGAAAAGUGGGGCUGCUGGAUGGUUCUGAAUAUCCCCUCCACCAAGAGAACUCCCAUAUGUGCAGGAAAGUUUUCAGUGACCAGUCUGACUCCUCAUCAGAAAGUUGGUUUUAAUAGACAUCUGACCAACCCCAUGCCUGAUGUUGGCUUCCAUGUACUGCUGUGCCAGCUUAGGGCCUGAAUCUGUGAUGGUCAUGUCUAUGAGAACUUUGCUGUCAACUUCAAGAGGCCCAGAAUCAAGUCUUGAGUUUGUAUAUACUUGUUUACAUAUUUACUUAUAUUUAAGAAGUGGGUGUCUGGGGUAGGGUGGGUUAGGGCGGUAAGAAGCAGGGCUUUACACAAUUCUAUGAUUCAAGAGAUUCACACAGGGCUUGGCAUAAUGUGAUAUGGCACCUCACCUUAUGUUUCACAAAGUAUGUUUCUUUGAUUUUUUGUCCCCAAAAGUAUCUAGUUUAAAAUGAAGGUGUAACUUGGAUUGGGACCACAAUGCUGGACAAAGAUUUUUGUCUCUGGCUCAUUCUUUCUCCCAUCAAUCCCAAAACUUCAAUAUUCCUCUAAAGGUGCUUCUAAACUCAAAAGUAAAAUAAAUACAUUUGUGCUGUAUCUUUCCUCUCCUCUCCCCAUUUAAUAAUAGUUCAAGUCAUGUAAUAGCAGAAAAUUAUGUCAGGGAAGGGGAAUGCAGGGAAAUGCUCGAUAUUUCCUUGCUUAACAUUACACUACCAUAGUUCCUUCAACCAGAGAAACCCAAAGAUUCAGAUUUAGUUGUGAAUCAUCCUAAUAUAUCUAGCUUGUCCCAGAAGAUCCACAUCACUUUAGUGUUUAAAAUAAAACACAGAAAAUGUACAUUGUUUCCUAAACCAGGAAAUACAAAAGACUGUGAUAGGCAUUUUUGAAAGUGACACAGUAAAACUAUUAUUAUUUAUAAGUGUAUGUAUCAUUGUGCCAUCUUACUCCACAGCAGACCCAUUGUUGAAGGGAUUAUCAUUUCAGUGGGUUUUUAAAAAAAAAAAAAAAAGAUGGUGUUUUCAAAAACAGUAUUCAGUGCAAAGCAUUGGUGAAGCUGGAACUUUGAUCUUCUUGAGAAUAUAAUUUUUUCCCACUGCCAAACUUGAACAGUCCUGAUUCGGUAAGAACAUUUUGUUUUCUGCGCAUAAAUUAUUAUGUAUUUUUAUUCACAUUUGUAUGUCUGCAUUUUUUCUGUGCAUGUACACAAUGACAUGCACUUUUGCGAGCAUAUUUUUCAUAGCUAGUUGAAUGGAAAAGCUGAACUAUGUUCUAGGACAACCCCAUACAUUUUAAUGGGGUGACAGUAGAUGUUCCUAAUGGAUGUUUACCUCUCCCAUGUGUAUUGUUGGAUGAUUUGUUUAAUUGGAAUAGAGAGAGAAAAUAGUGUUAGGGAAUUAAUUAUGUUCUUUUUGAUUCACCACCCCAUUCCCCAUCUGUCAAUUCUGAAGAAUUUAGGUUAACAAACUGUGCACUCAUAAAUGAUACUUCAUUUUAAAGUGUUGGUUGUAUUUGAUGAAAGAAAUGGCUGCCAACAGUAAAAUACAUAUUCUGUAUUGGUCUGUAGUUUUGAAACAAAUCUUUUGACUGGGGUCAAGAGAAGAUCUGAACAUAUCGGGGCCAAAAAACUCCCUACACUUUAUUAAUGUCUUCCUAAGCUACUUUAUUUUUUACAUUGUAUUACAUUAAGACAGCCAUGUGUCCCAUGUAAUCUGUUUAAUCUGUAAAAUCCGUCUGCAUAAUCAUAACCUAUACAUUAGUUCUCUGGUUUUCCUCAAAUACUUUACCUGCCAAAUUCAUCAGAAUGACUGGAGCUAUCCUGAUACUUUUAUUACUUGUUAUGAAAUGGAUAGAUACUUAGGUAGGUAGGUAGGUAGGUAGGGAGAGAGAGAGAGAGAGAGAGAGAGAGAGAUGAUCUUCCAGAAAUGACUGCUUUCCUUUUUGUCAGAUAAAGUAAUCAUGACAUAAUUAUAUCAUAAAAUGCUGGGACUAAAAAGAUCUGCUGUUGGAAUUUGACAAGACAGACAUGACUUCAGUCCUUAGACAUUUUAGCUUGAGACAGUCCCUAAUGUACCUCACAGAGGUUUUGGGGGACUAGAAGGAGAUUUGUAUAUCUUGCCUUAAGCAUCUUGGAGGAACAGUAGAAAAAGAUGAAACAAUUUGGUUUUCACAAGAAACAACACACACGUUCUUCCAUAAGCCCUCCAAUUAUUACUAGGAAGGCAAGGACAUCCAGCUAAUCCAAAGUGUACUUUCCAUCUCUGUAUACCUAUGGAACCUGCAUGGAAAUAGAUGUGAAGGCUCCAUCAAUUCACUGGAAUUCCUGUCUUCAAGGAGGUGUUGAAUUAUGUUCACCUUUGUUUCCUAGUGAGUCAUUUUUCAACAGGAUGAUUACACUUUUAAAAACAUUAUAUAUUGUUGUCAACAAUUACAAACUUGAACUCCCAUACAAAACCUAUCAAAUAAAAUGGGAAAAAUGAA
This is a messenger RNA of Anolis carolinensis (green anole), 5158 nucleotides long. It is a transcript of the gene mttp, whose product is annotated as microsomal triglyceride transfer protein. Bases 110 to 2788 code for a protein of 892 amino acids. Gene Ontology annotation, cellular component: endoplasmic reticulum; Golgi apparatus; basolateral plasma membrane. NCBI's taxonomy places the organism in Eukaryota, Metazoa, Chordata, Lepidosauria, Squamata, Anolidae. The record is from RefSeq and is a predicted model, not a curated record. Gene Ontology annotation, molecular function: lipid binding. The transcript is spliced from 18 exons. Gene Ontology annotation, biological process: lipoprotein metabolic process; cholesterol homeostasis; lipid transport.